This is a messenger RNA of Anopheles maculipalpis, 803 nucleotides long. It is a transcript of the gene wbl, whose product is annotated as protein windbeutel. The record is from RefSeq and is a predicted model, not a curated record. Gene Ontology annotation, cellular component: endoplasmic reticulum lumen; endoplasmic reticulum. Gene Ontology annotation, biological process: protein secretion. Bases 1 to 789 code for a protein of 262 amino acids. The transcript has a single exon. Lineage: Eukaryota; Metazoa; Arthropoda; Insecta; Diptera; Culicidae.
AUGGUAUACAAGUCUAUCGUGUUCGUUGCUACACUGGUCGCAGGCGUGCUAAUUUAUACUGGCAAUGCUUGGACCGCUCGUGGCUGUGUCGACCUAGACUCAUUAACCUUCGAUAAGGUAACGCGCAAGUUUCGCUACAGUCUGGUAAAGUUCGAUACCGCCUUUCCGUACGGCGAGAAGCAUGAAGCGUUCACGAACCUUGCGCUUCAAACUGUCGAUACCACCGAUGAUCUCCUGUUUGCCCUGAUUGGAAUUAAGGAUUACGGCGAUCAAGAUAACGUCGAUCUCGGCCAACGGUUCAAUAUCCCUAAAGAAUAUCCGGUGAUAAUGCUUUUUAUGGGCGAUCAUACGGACCCGAUUGCUUUCCCACCGGAUGAGCCAGUAACCAGUGAGAAUUUGCGCAAAUUUCUCAAACGGAACACGGACCUUUACAUCGGUUUACCGGGAUGUGUACAGAAGUUGGACGAGCUGGCACAAGAGUUCAUGAGUGCGAAAGACGCUACCGAAAGGCACCGGAUAAUCGCUGAGGUGGAGCGAGCGGCAUACCAUACGGAAACGGAGGACGCAACGAAAAAAUCUUACCCGAUGUACCUUUCCCUGAUGCGAAAGAUCGUCAAAGUUAACCAACCAUCGAGGGACUUUAUAAGCGAGGAGAUGAAACGGGUCGAAAAGCUACUUGCAGAGAAGCUGAGCGAUGCGAAGAAGGCUGAACUGAUGUACCGCACCAACGUAAUGCUUUCGUUUAAUGUGCUAAACGGAGCGCUUAACUCGGAACGAACCGAACUGUAGAACAAAUAAAUGUU